Messenger RNA from Monodelphis domestica (gray short-tailed opossum), 4859 nucleotides. RefSeq names its product HCK proto-oncogene, Src family tyrosine kinase (gene HCK). The record is from RefSeq and is a predicted model, not a curated record. Gene Ontology annotation, biological process: protein phosphorylation. Lineage: Eukaryota; Metazoa; Chordata; Mammalia; Didelphimorphia; Didelphidae. Gene Ontology annotation, molecular function: ATP binding; protein binding; protein tyrosine kinase activity.
UCAAGAGAAAUGAGCUAUCAGUGGAGAGAGUUGAAAAACCUGAAGGAUAACAGCUUGAUCUCCGCGUCUCCCAGAGCCUCUGCGGCCCUUUCUGUGCUACAGACUUUGCAUAAUGUUUGAAUAACCCACGGGACGGGCAGAGAGAAGGAAAUCUGUAACCGCAGAGAAACAGGGCCUUGGAAGUGGUGGCUCCGACAUGCAGGGGGACAAGGGAAAGGGGGGAGGGGAAUGGUGAGGUCAAGGGAAGACGUGGUAGGAGGAAGCCGAUUCGGGAAAGUUAGACGGCUUCGGGGCGAGGCUAAAAUGUUUUGCCGCAGUCUGAACUCCUGUGGGCGGGACUCGGAUCUUCUGGGUAGCUGUCAGAACUCUAGUUUACCAGCGGCUUUAGAACCACUCCGGCGCCGGGAGAAGACUGUCUAGAUGGAGCUGGUCUCCUGCUGGCUAGAUCCCCGAUGCUCAGCGGAGCAGUAGAGGACCCCUAAGGACCGGGUUCAUUUCCCUGUAACUCCAGUUGUUUGUCCCCCAAGGGGCCACUGUCCCACGACCGAAGUAAAAGGGAAAGAGGAAGAAAGAAUAGGGUUAAGAUCGCUCUGGGAUGUCUGCUUGAGCAUCAUUCCACCUGUGUCCUGCCCCUUUCCCUUCCCCAACCUUUCCAUCCCUUGGAAAAGCAGACACGCCUAGAGACCUAGAGCCUAGAGAGGUCUCUCAAGGGACCACAGCGCCAGCCUUCCGUCAACACCACCGGGGGAGCCCGAUGCCCCAGAAGCGGCGGGGCCCCCAGAAGACCGAGGUGGGGGCGCCUGGAGCAGGGCUGAAGCCGCAGAAAUUGGGCCAUUUUGGAAGACUGAAAGCCAGGAUGGGGUGUGUGAAGUCCAGGUUUAACCAGGAUGGCAGAAAGAUCUUCAAAAAAGAUUCUCCAACAAACAACCAGGGCCCCGUCUAUGUGCCAGAUCCAACAUCCCCUGGAAAAAGGGUAGUCAAUGGCGCCAACCAGUCCAUCUCCUCUGAUGCCUCUGAGAAUGUGGACAUUACAGUUGUGGCCCUAUAUGACUAUGAGGCCAUUCACAAUGAGGACCUCAGCUUUCGGAAGGGUGACCAGAUGGCAAUCCUAGAAAAAUCUGGAGAGUGGUGGAGAGCUCGCUCCCUUGCUACGAGGAAGGAGGGCUAUAUUCCAAGUAACUAUGUAGCCCAAGUCAACUCACUGGAGACAGAAGAAUGGUUCUUCAAAGACAUUAGCCGUAAGGAUGCAGAGCGACACCUGUUGGCACCUGGGAAUGUAUUAGGCUCCUUCAUGAUUCGGGACAGUGAAACCACCAAAGGCAGUUAUUCUUUAUCAAUACGCGACUAUGAUCCCCAGCACCAGGAUGCAGUGAAACAUUAUAAGAUCCGGACCCUGGACAAUGGUGGUUUCUAUAUCUCCCCACGGAGUACUUUCAGUACUUUGCAGGAUCUGGUGGCCCACUACAAGAAAGGAAGUGAUGGCUUAUGCCAGAAGCUAACAGUGGCCUGUGUGGUCCCCAAGCCCCAAAAACCCUGGGAGAAGGAUGCUUGGGAGAUCCCAAGGGAAUCUCUGAAAUUUGAGAAGAAACUGGGGGCUGGACAGUUUGGAGAAGUCUGGAUGGCUACCUACAACAAGCACACCAAAGUGGCUGUGAAGACCAUGAAGCCAGGGAGCAUGUCUGUGGAAGCCUUCUUGGCCGAAGCCAACCUGAUGAAGACCCUGCAGCACGACAAGCUUGUGAAACUGCAUGCAGUGGUCACCAAGGAAGAACCCAUCUACAUCAUUACUGAAUUCAUGGCAAAAGGAAGCCUGCUGGACUUUCUGAAAACUGAUGAGGGCCGAAGACAGCCUCUGCCAAAACUCAUCGAUUUCUCAGCCCAGAUCGCCGAGGGAAUGGCCUUCAUUGAGCUGAGGAACUAUAUCCACCGAGAUCUAAGAGCAGCCAACAUCCUUGUCUCUUCAGCCCUGGUGUGUAAGAUUGCUGAUUUUGGCCUGGCACGGCUCAUCGAAGACAACCUAUACAAUGCUCGAGAGGGAGCCAAGUUUCCCAUCAAGUGGACAGCUCCAGAAGCCAUCAACUUUGGCUCCUUUACCAUCAAGUCAGAUGUGUGGUCCUUUGGCAUCCUCCUGAUGGAGAUUGUCACUUAUGGCCGGAUCCCCUACCCAGGAAUGUCUAACCCUGAAGUGAUCCGUUCCUUGGAUCAUGGAUACCGGAUGCCUCGAACAGAGAACUGCCCAGAAGAACUAUACAGCAUCAUGACCCGCUGCUGGAUGAAUAAACCUGAGGAUCGGCCUACAUUUGAGUACCUCCAGAGUGUGCUAGAGGACUUUUACACUGCCACUGAGAGCCAGUACCAAAAACAGCCAUAAGGAGGAACAUCCCAAGCACUGUGACUAAUUCUUGGGUGGUAGCAUCAUACUAUCAAGUAGAUUUCAGGCACACCGCCAACUGAUUGUAUUCAGCUUCCUAAUUCCCAUCCUCACUUCAAGAUUCAUCUCUCAGACUGGGAGUCCUGUGUUCUAGUUCUGAUUCUGUCACCAACUCAGUGAGCCCUUGGACAAAUCACUUGCCUUUUCUGGGUCUUCUGCUUUAAAGUGAAGAGGAUGAAUUAGAUGUUCUCUGAGGUCCUUUCUAGCUCUAACAUUCUAUGUUCUAAGGUUACUUCUAGUUAUAAUAUCCUAUGUUCUAUAUUUUAAGGCCCCUGUCAGUUAUAACUACAAUCUACAAUCUAAAAGCCCUUUGGGCUAUGGUAUUCUUUGACUCUGAUUCCUAGAAAGACUGUUGGUCAAUAUUGCUUUUGGCAAUUGACUGGGAUAGUUUUUUACUCACAGCUUCCAGAGAGCUGGAUCGAAUGGACAAAUAAAAUCACUAUGAAUGCCACAGAAUUUAUGGAUAGGCACACAUUCCUCUUUUUCCAAUUCCCAAAGUCUUCUUAGCUCCUGAGAGGAAUAAUUCACUAUGCAAGAACGUAGGAUGGAGACCUCCCAGAGACCAGACUUGCUGAAAGAAAGGAGACUGCAUUUUUUCCUCUACCUACCUUAUGAAAAGAGCUAGAGGUGGAGACCAAGUUAGGGAAGCAGUGAGAGUUUGUCCAUGCUAUUGUCUCAGAAGAGCUAUGAGCCUUAGCUUCUCAUUAAAAAUUGCUCAAGAGAUGAGGUAUUUGUUGUCCUACCAUAUCAGAAUGAGACAUAAGAGAAAUUAUUUUGGUUUUCCUGUUAGAACUAGAGCAUGAAUGUUCCCUCCUUAUUUCCCAUCUCGAAUUGGCCAGUGUGGUUGUCAGAAAAGCAUUUGUGGUGAAGGGGGUGUUGGGAUCGAUGGGAAGUGAUGUUGGAUCAGCUUGGCACAGGACAGCCCCACUGAAGGACAAGAACUUAAGAGGGCAAAAGAUAGAAAUGUGAGUUGGCCUUUCCCAGAUGUUUCUCCAGGCCCCUUGGCAGCUACUACUUCCAGAGGCAAAGAUGGAAAGCUAAAGAUUCACUUCCAAACUGUCUUCCUCCCAAGAGGAUUAAGGAAGAAGCAAGAAAACAACAGGGGAAAAUGUAGUUAGCUUGAACUUUUCCUUCCUAUUUAUUGAAAGAAUACAAAAAUAGCCUCCAGUGGGGAUCCAAGAUCAGCUAAAGCAUUCAGGCCAUACUGUAAGUUGGCCACAUACUCAGCUUUUCUCAAGGCCCCAUUGGAGACUUGCCCUGGCUAGAUUCUGUACUUCAGAGUUGGGUCUGUGGGCAUUAAUAGGAAAUUUAAAAAACAAUUAUAGUUUGUAUUAUUCAGUUCUAUUUGAGGUGGAUUUCUUGUCCUUUUCUUCAUUGAGAUGGCCUCGGGGGCAUCUAAGGACAGAGAAAUGAUAUGUGGGUCAUUGAAUUUGAUAAAGAUUGGAUCCAGUCUCAAAGAGACAUCUAUACUCAAUAAUCCCAUGAUUCUGAACCUUAUCUAUCAUGCAUAUUCCUGCCCUAAUCAUGAGAGAUAUAUGACAAAAGAAAGCAAAUAGCCCUGUGUAGCCAAUACCUACUUAGGGGAAAAAACCACCCAGAGCACACUUCCUGUUGGUGGUGGAUCAAUAUAACCAUUGUGUACAACAAAGAGUAGCAUAAUAUUUGAAUGUCUUGCCUCAAACAAAAUCUUAUUAAGUUUUUUUUAAUAUUCUGAUUCAUUGAUUAUUCAACAAACAGUUGAGGGCCUACUAUGUGCAAGACAUUCUGCCUUUGGAGAUUUGUUUAUUUAGCCUACAGUUUAAGUGCCCAGAGCACCAUGCCACACAUUUGUGAACAGAACACAGUGUUGCAAAGUGGGGGAAAGCUAAAGUUGGCUAAGACAUACUCCCAGUGCUUAAAAAACUCACAAUCUAGUAGGCAUAUAAGAUACAAACUCAGAUACUUUUGCAUUUAUAAUGUUAUAUGAUAAAUGCUACAGAGAAGUUUUUUAAGUGCUGUUAAACCAUGAGGAUGGAGAGGAGUCUUAGAGAUGGUAGCACUUGAAACAGGUUUUAAAAAAUUAGUAAGAAUUCAAAAGGCCAAGAACUUUACAGAUAUGUAGAAUAGUCCAAGCAUGGAGAUGGCAAAGACCUUGCCCUCAAUGAGUCUAUAAUCUAAUAUGGCUACAAUAGCAGAAAGGAUGAAAUCAUUAAAAUGGAGAGAUAUAAGCAAAGUUGUAUGGAAUUGGGAGUUUGUGACAUUAUUUAAAAUGAAAGGUUUUGAUUUAUCUUUGUCUCUUUUGGUGGUUUUUUUUUAAAUAGAUUUGUCCUCUUCUUUCUCUAUCAAGCACCUUCUGCCUGUCAUGCAACCUUUUCCAGGGCACUGAUACCACAACAGGUCCUGGUCCUUGUCAUCUAUUUUAACUUACAAUAAAGAGGUGUAAAUUUUG